GUCACAUGUAAACACAGCUUCAAACGUCAGCUGGAUGGAUGCUGCAGCGCUGUCGCGUACAAAAUUUCUGCCGUGCAUCACUUUCUGACCAGCGCCUCGCACCUUAAGUAUCGAUUGUGCAGUAAGCGCCGGGUGCUUUGGUUCCGUAUUUUACGUUCUUUUCGUUUUAGUGACAUAGUUUGUAGAAUGCCAAGCGCUCAAACUGCUCUAUGAGCGACGUACAACGUAAACACCACGCCCGUAUUGCAGAAAAAACCCGUGCCCGGAAAGUGAUUGAUGAUAGCAAUUAAAUUAUAACAGCUGUAGCUGACGCUGAAUCGGACAACCAAGCUUCUGCUUCAACAUUGGCGCUACAACCUCAAGAGUUCCUGGCCUGGCAUUACAAGCUUCCGUGGCUUAAUUUACCUGCAGCUGAGUAGUCAGUCCGAAAUUGGAGACUGAGUUUUGCCGUGUGCAGAUCCGGCGCCGUUUCUGAUUCAGCCACCGAAUCACGACCGAACAGCGGACCAAGGAUGAGCAUUUUCACGGGCAAUUGCAAGUGUUCGUACACGGUCGGAUUGGUGGGUUUGAGCGUUUGUGGCUUCCUGCUGUCACUGUACACAUCCUACGUGGAGCUGCGCGCCGAGCAUGACCAUUCCUACAAAGCGAUGUGCGACAUUAGCGAGCGCAUCAGCUGCACUAAGGUGUUCACCUCAAGUUUGCUUCUCUUUUCCAGAUAUGGCCGCGGAUUUGGAAUAGUUGGACCGGUUCUCGGUGAAGACUCACUGCUCAAUGUACCGAACGGCUUUUACGGCAUUUUUUACUACUUUGUCGUGGCGGCAUUCAGCUUCAGUGACCAUUUAGCCAUCUCCCGGCUCAACAGCUACCUGAUACUGCUGUCCAACUGUCUGUCGCUGUACCUGGCGUACCUGCUGUACUACGUCCUGGAGGAUAUGUGCAUCGUGUGCGUCACCACGUAUGCGGUCAACUUUAUCAGCUUGAUACUGGCGCUGCAGAAAAUUCAGGUACUGAUCCGGGACGAGCAGGUUAUGCGUGCCUUCAAAGUCAGCAAGACCAAAUAGGAAGCACUCAGCACUGUUCGAAUCUUUGGUUAAGUUCUUCGUGGAACGGUUAGUAGAUGAUUGUUACAACAAUGUGAACAAACUCGUUUUAAUGUUUCUAAACUGUGUUAGUUUGCUGUGUUUUUUUUUAUUCGGUACCGUACGUUGCUUCAUCGUUAUCUCGUCUUUGAAUAGCGCUUUUACUGUUAUCGGUGCCAAAAAUAACUAUCUUCAAGCAAAUAAGAUAGUUCAAUGUUUGUGAUUGUUAGUCAAUAAAAAAAUCAUUCCAACAAAUCAAGAAA
Anopheles stephensi (Asian malaria mosquito) is the source of this 1342-nucleotide messenger RNA. RefSeq names its product vitamin K epoxide reductase complex subunit 1 (gene Vkor). Gene Ontology annotation, biological process: vitamin K metabolic process; peptidyl-glutamic acid carboxylation. The record is from RefSeq and is a predicted model, not a curated record. Bases 513 to 1061 code for a protein of 182 amino acids. NCBI's taxonomy places the organism in Eukaryota, Metazoa, Arthropoda, Insecta, Diptera, Culicidae. The transcript has 2 exons. Gene Ontology annotation, molecular function: vitamin-K-epoxide reductase (warfarin-sensitive) activity.